AUGAAAAACACAAACAAAUUCGCAUUUCAACAUGCAUAUGCAGAAAAAAUAAUACUGGGAAUUUUCCCAGUGUACUCUCUUUUCAUUCGUCGGUUAAAAAGUACAAACCUUGAGCCAAGAGCUUUACCGAUUAAAUAUGGUCAUUAUUUGAAUAUGACUGAACAAGUAAUUACUGAUACUCCAGUCCAGCCAACUGGUUCCGAUAAUACAGAAAACCUAGGUUCAUUGACGCAGGAGACCAAAUCUAAAGAAGUAACUGCAAAUCCAAACUUUAUCACUUGGAAAUUUCCUCCCUAUUGCGAACUUUGCAAUGUGACUUUUCCUUCCGAAGCCAAUUCUAAAAUUCAUUUCGAGAAUAACGGUCACAAGAACAAACUUCACACGUGGGAGAAAUACCAAGAACCUAAAGCAUCAUCGGAUGAGAAAAACUCCAAGACUGUUCUUUGUGAUGUUUGCUGGAAAGAAAUGAAUACACAAGCAAUUCUAGAUGUGCACUUGAAAAGUCCAGCUCAUUUGAAACUAGCCCAAACACGUUUAGUUAUACAAAAAUUAAAAGAAGACUAUAGACAAAUAAAGGAAUCACAAGAAAAUGAGUAA
Molecule: messenger RNA, 597 nt
Organism: Adineta ricciae
Lineage: Eukaryota; Metazoa; Rotifera; Eurotatoria; Adinetida; Adinetidae
Source: the annotation of a GenBank genome assembly